AUGUCGGACUUCGGAAAGGAGGACUUCUGGAAUGACAUGUCCGCCUUUUCUGGAAUGGUCUUCUUUCAUCACUUCCCUGCAACGCUUCGCGAGCUCGGACGUGAGUUCAUGGUUGUGUGCAGCUCUUCGCUUUCCUCGUGUAGUCGUGAAAAUGUUUUACUAGCCGUUCAUAUCCGGGUCGAUGUUGUCCAUAAUCAUAUCCAUCUCCCAAAAGCCGGCAAGCAAAGCGAAGAGCUCCCAGUCCAUGAUGAUUUUGGGAGUUCGCUUUGUGAACCUCGCGGCUUCGCGGCUCUUUGUGCGAAAGAAAUUCCUCCUCAAAGAAUGCGAUGA
This is a messenger RNA of Necator americanus (New World hookworm), 330 nucleotides long. RefSeq lists its product as uncharacterized. The transcript has 2 exons. The coding region runs from base 1 to 330 and encodes 109 amino acids. Lineage: Eukaryota; Metazoa; Nematoda; Chromadorea; Rhabditida; Ancylostomatidae. The record is from RefSeq and is a predicted model, not a curated record.